UAAUCUCAUUUAAACUCGUACUCAUUAUAUUCCAUUACUAAUUAUCUGUUUUGAAGCACAUUUGCCGAACCGAACAAUGAACCGAAAACAAUGAGCUCUGAUGAUUUCAUCAACAGUAUUCAUCAACUAAUUAAAUGGUUAUACGCAAACAGCAUCACGUCAUUCUGCUACCGCAUGCCGCGCCACGCCGACGAGGUACACCCAUAAUAGAUUUAAGCUCAUUUAACAACAGCGUAUCUUUAAAAAGAAGCAAAACCUACAUUCGUCUUUAGUUCCGCGAAAUAAAGACCAAAAUUGAAUGUCGGCUAAAUAGAAAACUGCGUACAUGCGUAUGCAUGUUCGAGAAACAAUUUGCAUAGAAUUUUAAACUCUAACGCGCUUAGCAUUUGGUCGGAAAUGGCUCAUUAGGCAUACGAGAUAAUUAAGCUGGGGAUACACGUUCUCUCGGGGCGGUUGCUCAUUCGUGCAUAAUGGACUCGGGGCACAGCGACGCGCCUGACGCUUGACAAAACGUGGUUCGACUUUCACUCUCGUUUCAAACCAGUCUAAUCCUAUAAAUAAUGGGGUCGUCAUAUUUGCACGCGUAGAAAUUUGGAAAGCAUUACUUCACUUGCAUUCAGAAUCGAUUUAACUACGUUACUCUAUUUGAAAGAUAGUCAGCACUUCUAUAGAGUAAUGAACGCUUACGUUACGACUUUAUUCUUUAAAUUGUUAGAAAUAAAAAUGUUUUAUGACUUCUUACAAGAUUAUAACCGUACUGGUGCUCCUUGUCUCUUCUAGAAAAUGUUACAACUAUAAUAAAUUAUGUAAGGCAUGUUGUAGAUAGCUUCAUAUCAUAUGAAAUUAUAUUCCUGUAAUAACCAUACAAUGGGUGAACUCGAUCCGAAACUGAUAAGAGUUUCUCAGACUCGAGUGUUGUAAUCUAACAUACGACAGGGAGUCAAAUGAACAAAGACUCGUAAGUGCAGCGGUGUUUGCUUAUCGUUUGUUUACAGGCCACGUCUUGUUAGACGAUGCGGCUGGCGCGCCGACCGGCACGACAUGUGUGCAUUUUUUGCCCGCCCAAGGAGGCCGCGGGCGCGAGGUUAUACACCCAUUAUUACGUCCUUCCUACUUUCAAUUAUUAUUAUCGGGCGGCGGCGCCGCACCCGCGACGGGGAGGAGGAGAGAGGCGCAGCUGCUGCCUACCAAUAAUCAAGACCUGUCUCGCUUAGAGCGAGACAGAGAUAGCCCCGCAAAAGUAGAAAUUCCAAGUUUGUUUAAUUUUUACACGUCCUGUUAAAUAUCUACAACAGACACAAGGUAAACAAUUAAUUAUAUGAUCUUUUCAGCAACUUGUGUGCCUUCAAGAGCGUAAGAUUAUUUAUAAAAAUAUGUUUAAAUCAUACAAAUCCGAACGCGAUAGGAGGCGGAUCUCCGAAAAUUGCCGAGCGCGCCCGACACAACUCGCCAGUUUGCUCGCCGCACUUUGGCGGCCGGUCGUGAGGAUGGUGCUUUCUGUACGUGAACAAAGGGAAAUAAUUGUUUGCAAGUGUAAAGUAGAUGAUGUCGUCUGAGCCCACAAAAGUGAAGGUGGAAUACAUAAACGAGGACAAAACUAGCAAGGAAGGCAGCGGGACGCAGUCUCCCCUCGCUCUCCUGGCGGCGACGUGCAGCCGGCUCGGCGCCGCCAACAUGGGUCCUGAACAGCAGCAGGAGAACAAAGAACAACAACAGCACUUCAGCCCACAACAACAGCAACAAGCUCAACAGCAACAAGUGCAGCAACAGCAAGCACAGCAACAAGCACAGCAACAGCAACAGGCACAGCAACAACAGGCGCAGCAGCAGGCGCAACAACAAGCGCAACUGAUACAGCAACAAGUGCAAGGCGAUGCCGCUACGAUAGCCGCGAUACAGCAGCAGUAUUUGCAACAACAACAGCAACAGCCGCAGCUUAGGGUUAUAAGUUCUGCUGUGGUGCAGCAGUUGAGAGCCCAAGGGUUAUCGGGCAAUGAACUAUCAGCAGCUAUUGUGAAUGCAGCAAAUUCAGUUCCAAAUGGCAUCCAAGUACAGCAACCACAGGUUAUAUCAAUGCAGCAGCUACAGUCGUUACUGGGAGGCGGCGUGGUAUCGGGGGAGGGCGCCACCUAUCAAAACUCGCCGCAACAACUAUUGCAGAUACACCCACAGUUGUUACAACAACAAGCGGGCGGCGUGUACGGCGGCUGCCUGGUGGGCGGCGGCGUGCAGCCCAUGCAGGCCGUCACCGUGGACGGCCAGGACGCGCUCUUCAUACCCGCGCAACACGCGCAGAAUUUCUCGGGCAUGGGCCAAGUGAGCCUUGUCAACGGUCAACUUGUGAGGACGCCAGUCCUACCCGCCGGUUUCCUUCAGAAUGUCAUGCAUUUACCGACCGAGCAGGCCAGCGUGUCGCUCCCGGGCACUAACCUUAGCAUUCCCCUAAGCGCGCUGGCGGGCGGCGCGCCGCUGCUGCUGGGCGACAAGCCCGCCGCCAAGGACAAGCCCGCCAGCCCGCCGCCCGCAGGGGGUGGCGUAGCUGUUCGAGGCGGAGUCCCAGGCGUGGGCGGCGUGGGCAUGGUGCCCGUACAGGUGCCGGUGAGCGUGGCCAACGGACACACAGUUUAUCAGACGUUGCACCUGCCUGUACACGCGCCGCAACACCUGCAGAUCAUACCACAAUUACAACAGAUGCAAGCUCAACCCCAAAUGGCCAGCGUGCUUACACCAUCAGGACAAAUACAACAGAUUCAGAUUGCCUCCUUAGCAAAUGUGCAGCAGGGCGGGGCUGCGCAGGCCAACGCGAGCGCUGCGCAAACACCCACUACCAUCACUCUACAGGUCCCAACGUUGGGCGUGGGCGGUCUAGGCGGUGCGGUACAGCUUGUACCGGCGCUUGGUCUGCCAGGCGUGCAAUUGGCACAGCUGCAGCAAACACAACAGCAGAAUGCUCAACCGCUAAUAGGCCAACAGAUCCAACAAGACCCGAACGAGCCUGGCAAGUGGCAGGUGGUGAGCAUGAGCGCGUCCAGCAACAACGGCAGCGCGGCGUCCACCCCGCAGCCCGCCGAGUGCGAGGCCGCCAAGCUGCGCCCCGCCAGCCCCUCCGCCGGCAAGCGCCUCAUGAAGCGCGUGGCCUGCACCUGUCCCAACUGCGACCAGGGGGAGAAUCGGCUGAUGGAUCGCAAGAAACAACACGUGUGUCAUAUAGCGGGCUGUAAUAAAGUCUACGGAAAGACAUCGCACCUACGGGCGCACUUACGAUGGCACUCCGGCGAAAGACCUUUUCUCUGUAAUUGGCUGUUCUGUGGCAAGAGAUUCACAAGAUCAGAUGAGCUACAAAGGCAUAGACGGACGCACACCGGCGAGAAGAGGUUUGAAUGUCCUGAAUGUCGGAAACGCUUCAUGCGGUCAGACCACCUCGCGAAGCACGUGCGGAUACACACCAAGAAUAGAAUUACGGAAGUGGCAACAUCAACUCAAUCAAUGUACUCAGACUCGGGCGACGACAGCUGCGACGAGAAAAUGAUGCUCACAAUAGAAACAGUACACAACGAUGGUGACGGCGAGGACAAGCUAGUGAUGAGACCCAGCCCCAAGAUGGAGCCCGACCACAUCGAUAGCUAGGACGAAGAUAGCGACGACUAGAACCGUCGCUAUACAGUGAUCGUUAUCAACCAGUGAGGUGAUAAACUGUUCUAUUAACAAUUGGCGCGUUAAUUAUUCGAAUCCGAAGGUUUGUGAUCGUCUGAGACAAUUUUAUAUUUUCUAUUGGGGUAUUGUGUCUUGUGUAUCGAUAGUCGAAUUAUAGUCUGGUUAGAAGAUGGUAGAUAUCAAAGGCUUAACUGAGAUUCAAUGUUAAAAUAAAUAUUAAUAGUAAUGUCCUUACUGUGUUUGGUAAUGAUAUUCCGUUGAGUCUUUGAUUUGAUUAUCCGCCAAGGAAAACCUUCAGAAUUAAUGAAUUAUGUAUGCGAUUGGAAAAGACUACUAUCAAGCUGGUCCGUGAUAAAAAGGGCAUAUAUGUGUAAAAUAUAAGAAGCUUAAAAAACAAACGAAUUGCAUUUUGUAAGAGUUGAAACGAAGAUGUUUGUAUGAAGAGCACCAAAAUAUAUCAGAAACAUGAAAAUACUUGGAAACGGUGAAACUAGCUGUUAAUAAAAUAAUAUAUCUGAUUUUACACUUAAUUAUGUAAGCAUUAAGGUUCUAUUUACCUUAAAUAGGUUGUCCAUAUUGAAAUUACUUAAGAUAAAGUGAGAUUAUUAAAUAUAUUAUGAUGCAAAUAUUAAUUAUUGAUUGUAACCCGGUUUCUGAACAGCGGAUCAAUAAACUCUAAACAAAAUAAUUGAUCACGGCUGUGAUUGGUUGUUAGAGAAACUUGCAACCAAACACAGCGUUUGGCGUGACGUUUGACAGUUGAUUCAAAUUUAUAAUUGAAUCUGUGUUUUAGAAACUGGCUGUUUAUGUUGGAUUUUGUUUCGUCUUGUUGUAGUAUGUUUGUAUACAUUGAAACUGCCUGUAGUGUGUAUUGUUUUAAGUAGAAAAAAUAUUUAUAUGUAGAUCGUGAAAGUCUUUUUAACUUAUAUUAUUCUAAGGCUAGUUGACUUACAUAAAAGUUUUCUACGGAAUAAGUCAGCCACUCUUAGUUACAGUCAUAGUUGUAAUAAAACAAGUAUACAUACAUACACAGAUAUAGUACUUAAACAACACGAUCGUUCCUUACAAAUUGUAAAAAGGUUGGCUAUGUAACACCAAAAUAUAAAAACUUUUUGGUAGUGCCUGUUUCUUGUUGAAGUUUAACGAGUAAAUUGUUGUUGAAAAGAAAUUGUCAAAAGAGUAAUCGUUUCGAAUACGAUAAAAAAACAAUUUUAUUGGUCUGUGAUCAAAAUUUUGUAUAGGCGUUGUAAAUGUUAUUGUUAGUCCUACAGCAAACACAUGUACUUACUUGUAAAUUGUAUAUAUAGUGUAAGAACAACCUAGAUAUUAAAUAUGUAAAUUUUAGGAAAUAAGAUCUAUUUUUGUACAUAAUUUACAAAGGAUUUAUGCCGUAACAUUGCUUUUUAAUGUCAUUCCAAAAAGGAUUUUGUAGAUUGCGUAUUGUUAGAAAACUCGAAAUAAAGGUCAUGCUACACCGCUAGAGGGAGCGAGCGAGCUAGCUGCGCAAGAUAUCGUUUCAUGUCAUAUUUAACUUUUGUCUAAACAGCAAACUUGAGAGAUAGGAGCAACAGAUCGCUCCUAGCUGACGGUGUGACCAGGGGUUAUACAGCCAUGUCUCAAAGUGUUAUUAUAGUUUUGCAAGCUGUGUGAAGCAGCUUCAAUCUUUCACAACUGAAAUAAUGACUUUCGAGACGUGUUGGUAGCUCCUACACUCCUCUAUUCAUAUAGAAUAACCCCACUAUCGUGACUUAUUUAAACCGCUUUACCAUUGCAUAGUAACAAUGUAUCUAUAGAUUUAUAUGUACAUUUGUUUGGGUACUUAAAAAAAGGAUGAUCGUUUAAAAAAAAACGCGAGAUUACCUAAUCAAAUAUACCACUGCAAUAAAGUAGUUUUUUUAGAUACAAGAUUUAGAUACUUAGGUUAUCUAUUAAAAGAUUGUUUACCUUUUUCAAGUACGUAGACAAAUGGAGUAGAGAGACUCACCCCCAUUAAUUUAUACUCGCCACUGUCACCAACAAUACUCGUAGACCAGUAGUUAUAAUAUACAGUUGUGUAGUCAGCACGGUUUCCUGCCUUUUGAAUACUUAAAAACUUAGAUUUACAUACAAAAACAUUACAAUUACGAUAAUUAUUGAAACUCAUAUCUUACAAGUUAGUUUUGGAAGUUCAAGACAAAUUUGUAAGUAUGAAACACUUUUUGUAGUUUUUUCAAGUGAGAAUUACUCUUAAACCAUAAUAACCGUCUUAAAGUUUGUGCAUAGUUAUAAUGAAUCACUUAAAAAUGAUAAGUCAGAUAUAAAUAUUUUUUGUACAAGCCCUAACUAGGUAGGAAUAUGGAAUGGAAACUGAAAUGUCAUUUGAAGGAGUAAGAGUUUGGUACUUGUUGAAAUGUAAGGCAUUGAGAAUAUAAACCAUCUCCAAUGUUGAACUUAAUUGUCGAAACAGCUUUGGGUGUGUCGUCAGCGUUAUUGUGGUAAUCAAUGUCCAUGAGAAUUACUGACAUUGAACCUAUUUGUUAGUACAAAAUCGCACGUUUAUAUACUUCUGUCAUGUUAUGUUUGUUUUGAAACGGUUUACUCACGCGUAUUUAGAAGUUAGGAGUCUUUAAUCGGGAUCUGACGCUUCCACGGAGUUCCGAGUCGAAUUGACUGACCCCGUUUGGAUCCGAAACUAGUCUAGGGCUAUCCCGAUAAAUAUGCGUGGGUAAACCGUUAUUUAAUAAAUCAUCUUACUGUAUAUUGUUGUCGCGGUGUUGUUCAAUUAGGUGAUACCGUUGCCGCAUUAGUUAUAGUAAAAUGUGAUUUAGUGCUGCCAAAUAUGGUUCAAUAUUCAUCGUCCAUCGCCAGCUGUUGGCGUGCAAUAAGGAUGAUGACUG
Messenger RNA from Trichoplusia ni (cabbage looper), 6530 nucleotides. Its product is annotated as transcription factor Sp3-like. Gene Ontology annotation, molecular function: RNA polymerase II cis-regulatory region sequence-specific DNA binding; DNA-binding transcription factor activity, RNA polymerase II-specific. NCBI's taxonomy places the organism in Eukaryota, Metazoa, Arthropoda, Insecta, Lepidoptera, Noctuidae. The transcript is spliced from 16 exons. Gene Ontology annotation, biological process: regulation of transcription by RNA polymerase II. The coding region runs from base 1543 to 3627 and encodes 694 amino acids. The record is from RefSeq and is a predicted model, not a curated record.